Messenger RNA from Stegastes partitus (bicolor damselfish), 1210 nucleotides. It is a transcript of the gene cist1, whose product is annotated as colon, intestine and stomach enriched 1. The record is from RefSeq and is a predicted model, not a curated record. The coding region runs from base 76 to 804 and encodes 242 amino acids. NCBI's taxonomy places the organism in Eukaryota, Metazoa, Chordata, Actinopteri, Pomacentridae. The transcript has 4 exons.
CAACACAUCCUGCUGUCAAGGAUGUAGUGUGUUAGAGUGUCGUUGAUAUGACUGCCAGCCGUUUCCUCUCUCAACAUGCCUGCAGCGAUGCACCUCACUGUCCUGGUGUGCCUGCUGAUGGUGGCAAUCUGUAGCGACGUCAGCACGACAACCGCAAGUGCUGCACAAGUCACCAGUUUAGUCGUUUCAUCCACUGCAAAACCUACCACCAACCCAGCUACUACCGCCAACACAAAACCUGCCACCAACCCAGCUACUACCGCCAACGCAAAACCUGCCACCAGCCCAGCUACUACCGCUAACACAAAACCUACUGCCAACACAACACCUACGACCAACCCAGCUGCUACUGCCAACACAACACCUACCACCAACCCAGCUACUACUGCCAACACAACACUUACCACCAACACAACACACCAGAACACCACUGCAGUUGCUUCAGUGUCACCACAAACUGGACCCAAUCUUCCACCUCAGACUACAGCCAUCAACCAGACAUCUAAUGAGACAGUAACCCAAAGAUCAACACUACCGUCAACAUCCCAGUCGCCAAAUGCCACAGCAACCACCACCGGGAACACAACCAACUCAGCUCUUCCACCCGACUGGGAGAAAGGUGACUUGAGAGCAAACCCCGGCCUUGUUGCUGUCAUUUGCAUCUUCUGCAUCAUCCUGGGCCUCGUGCUGGUGGUCUUCACGGUGAAAUGUGUCCGAUCACAGAGGUCCAGCUUUGAGAGGCUUGAAGAAGUGCCGCUGGGCAAAGUGAACGAGGAGUCUCCGUUCGCCCAUUACUCAAAAUGACGGAGAAGGCUUCGUGAGACAUCAAAUGCCCCGAGGAGUUCUUUCUGUUGCAGGACACUGAUGUUUCUGGACAGAAAAACGCACAGAAAUGUUGUCCACACCAGCAUUGGCUUCAGGCAAAUACAAAACAGCAACUUUUAUGUUUUUCUUUCAGGCUUCGGACUUCUUUAUGUCGCACUUUUGUCAUUGGCUGUGGAAGAUCUCUGCCCCAGCUUUGACCUGUUCGUUAGGCUGCUUGUCAUUCAGUUGAUUUAAGUUCUGAAGCUUAAUCCAAUAGCUCUUGCACUAAGUCUUCCUACAGUGUUUGUUUUGAAAAAAGAAACAGCCUCAAAGGUAAAACUGUAAAUGUAAUGUUUCCUAAAAUGAUAUAUGACCUACAUACAUAAAAAGUAUUCCCCCCCUUCAA